UCAUUUCCUUCCAUUCCAGUCUCUCUCUAGAAUAAAUUCAGCAGCAAUCAUUCACAUCACCAAAAUGGUGCAGUAUAUAUGUAUUUCCACACAUAUCUAUCUACAAAAACUUUAAUCACAAUGAAAUCCACCUACAGCAAACGCCAUGGCACCAUCUCCCUCCUCUUCUUCUUCCUCGUUCUCUCCCUUUCGCCGGCGGCAGCCCAACCAAGCCCCAAUCCAGACAACAUGUACGCGCGCUUCAGCCCCCCCAUGGCCGUCAUCAUCGCCGUCCUCGUCGCCGCCCUCUUCUUCAUGGGCUUCUUCUCCAUCUACAUCCGCCACUGCUACGACGCCUCCGCCGGCUCUAACGUCGGAGCCGCCCUCCGCCGCGGCAGCCUCUCCCUGCACGCCCGCCGCACCGCCGCGCGCGGCCUCGACGCGUCGGCGAUCGAGGCGCUCCCGACCUUCUCCUACUCCGAGGUGAAGGACCACAAGAUCGGCAAGGGCGCGCUCGAGUGCGCCGUCUGCCUCAACGAGUUCGAAGACGACGAAACGCUGCGUUUGCUCCCCAAAUGCGACCACGUCUUCCACCCCGACUGCAUCGACGCCUGGCUCGCCUCCCACACCACCUGCCCGGUCUGCCGGGCCAAUCUCGCCCAGCAGACCGGUCCUGACCCGGUCCAACCGGAGGAGACCGAUCCUCCGGUUGAGGGUGAUCAGUCCAGAGACGAAGAGAUUGUAAUCCAAGUGGACGAAGAUGAUCAUCCGCAGCCCUCCGAGAGUUUCGAAACACCGAACCGGCCGGCAAGGUCGUGGUCGAUUCGGAGGCCGAAGAUGCUCGGGUUUGGUAAGUUCCGGUCACACUCGACGGGGCAUUCGCUGGUCCAACCGGGCGAUAAUCUGGACCGGUUUACACUGAGGUUGCCCGAGGGAGUGAGGAAGGAGGUGAUGGACCGGGCAAUGCUGAACCGGACUAGAAGCCUCACGGCGGGGCUACAAAGGGAAGGUAGUUCGAGGAAAGGAUACCGGACCGGGGGAGAAGAGGGGAGCAGCCGGGCUGGGCGGUUGUAUAAGCGGCUCGAGCUGCCCGGUCGGGGAGCCAACUCGGACCGGUGGGUGUUUUUCACGAGAGGGAUAUCGUUCCGAUCGCCAAGGGUGGUGGCGGACGGCGGCGAAGGGUCCAGCUCAAAGAGGAGCGGGGGGAAGACGCCGGUGAAGAUGCCGUCGUUCAAGUGCUUGGAACCUAAGACGGACGGAGAUGAAAACCGGCCGUUUUCGGAGCCGGCGCGGGUUUAGGGGUGUUGGUUAGUCAAAAUUGGCGGAAAGGUAUAUGAUGGGAAGGCAGUUGGAAGAGAGGGCUAGGUUCGGUGGGGUAGGAAAAAGUCUAAUUUGGCUAUUUUCUUAUUGGAAUCGGAUUCUAGAUUAACUGUGCUUUUUUUUUGGUACUAUGAUUUUCUUAUUUGGCUCUAUUCUUCUCUUUUAAUUGCCUAUAUAUCUGUUUGUUGUUCAUUGAUUUGUGGUACAGUAUCAUUUUUGGGUAAGCUUGAGGAUGAGAAAUGGAAGUCAGUGCUGUAAAUUAUUUUAUGACUUUUCGGAAUGUUAUGUACCGUUUGUAGAAUAAGAAACAGUUAGUUAUUGAAUUUUAUAUGCUCUUUGGGAGCUAAUUAAGAUUCUAAAGGUA
Salvia splendens (bonfire salvia) is the source of this 1663-nucleotide messenger RNA. RefSeq names its product E3 ubiquitin-protein ligase ATL6. Bases 79 to 1278 code for a protein of 399 amino acids. The record is from RefSeq and is a predicted model, not a curated record. The transcript has a single exon. NCBI's taxonomy places the organism in Eukaryota, Viridiplantae, Streptophyta, Magnoliopsida, Lamiales, Lamiaceae.